ACGGCGGGGAGGGGAGUGCAGGCAGAGGGGAGAGGGAGGAGAGACACACAGUGACAGGGUUACACACAGCAACAGGCGCGGAGCUGAGAGGGGCACACGGGCUGAGCGACUUGUGGGAGAGCGACUGGGCGCGCUGAGAGGGGCUUGGGAUCUACACGCCGCAGAGAGGAGAAGUUGUGCCUGGCAGAGAGCGCAACAGGAUGCACCAUGAGGAGGUCUCCCCGCUGCUCCGACCCAGAUAUGGCUCAAUCGUUGAUGAUGAAAGGCUUUCUGCAGAGGAAAUGGAUGAAAGGAGGCGGCAGAACAUUGCUUAUGAGUAUUUAUGCCAUCUAGAGGAAGCAAAAAGGUGGAUGGAGGCCUGCUUAGUGGAAGAACUACCCCCAACUACAGAACUGGAGGAAGGCUUGAGAAAUGGGGUGUACCUAGCUAAAUUAGGGAGGUUCUUUGCCCCAAAGGUGAUCUCUGAGAAGAAGAUUUACGACGUGGAUCAAACUCGGUUUAAGCGUUCUGGCCUUCAUUUCCGGCAUACGGACAAUACCGUGCAGUGGUUAAGAGCCAUGGAAUCAAUUGGACUUCCUAAGAUAUUUUAUCCUGAAACCACAGAUGUUUAUGAUCGAAAAAACAUUCCCAGAGUCAUUUAUUGCAUCCAUGCACUAAGUUUAUAUCUGUUCAAACUUGGAAUUGCACCUCAGAUACAAGAUUUACUGGGAAAAGUGGACUUCACAGAGGAGGAAAUCAGCAAUAUGCGGAAAGAGCUGGAGAAGUACGGAAUCCAGAUGCCAUCAUUUAAUAAAAUUGGGGGCAUUCUAGCAAAUGAACUCUCUGUUGAUGAGGCAGCCUUGCAUGCAGCAGUUAUUGCCAUUAAUGAGGCUCUGGACAAAGGCGUAGCUAGCCAAACAAUGGUAACGUUAAGGAACCCCAAUGCAAUGCUAUUAAAUGUUGAAGAGAGAUUUGCUGAGGAGUACCAGAAUGUGCUUGCACAAGCCAAGAAAAUAAAAGAAGAUAAUGCAAAGAUAAAGAAUAACACAAUUUCUGAAGAAGAGAGGGAUGUGUAUGAAGAGCUGCUUACACAAGCAGAGAUACAAGGUCACAUCACUAAGGUUAACACCAAUGUAGCCUUAGUGCAAGUAAAUGAGGCCAUUGACAGGAAGGAUGAAGUGGCUUUGCUUAAUGGUCUGAUGCUUCCUAUUCUGAGCCUUUUUGAAGUGCAGCCGAAAAAUUCAUCAUGGUACCUGGCACAAUUGUGUAACACUAAAGAACAGAAAACACAGAAAGCAGGUGCCCCCAGUAUUCUUGACAAAAACGAGAUUCAAAAAGACGUGAGCGUUGCCAAUAAGGAAGCAGAGGCUCACGUUCUUAUGCUAGAAGCCGUGGAAAAGAUCAACGCGGCUCUUCUUAGUGGCGAUUCCUCCCAAACCCUUGCAGCACUCCAGCUGCCCGAGGCUCAGAUGCCUACAGUUCAUCCAUUUGCUGAAACACUAUACCAUAUGGAACUGCAGAGUCUGCAGAAACAGAACCCUGCGAACUAUCUGACCCAGGAGGAGCUGUUUAUUGCUGUGGAGAUGUUGUCUGCUGUUGCACUCGUCAAUCAAGCCCUGGAAACUAAUGACUUCAAUGCUGUUCAAACUCACCUUGCCAGCCAAGCUAUUGGCCUCAAUAAUCUGGAGGAAGACAACAUGCAACGUUAUACUGGAACACUGGCAUCUCUUAGGAAAGAAGCUCUUCACCAAGGACAAAGCUAUCUGGGCUGGACUGAAAUUCAGAAGUGCAUUGAUGGUGUUAAUGAUGAAAUACAGGAAGAAAAUGAAAGGAUUAUUGCAAUUGGAUUCAUUAACGAUGCCAUUGUCCAGGGAGAUCCUAAAAGUACCUUAGAAGCACUUCUGGCUCCACAAGCCAAACUUCUUGAUGUCUCUCAGGAAAAUGCCUGCCACUACCAAGAUGUCCUCCAGCAGGCCAAGGCCCAAAAGUGCAAGGAAUCUGAAGAUGAAUCGGCUGCUCUGUGGUUAGAUGAAAUACAGAAAGGAAUCCACAAUGCAAACCAGGACAGAGAAGAUGCACAGACAUUGGCAUCUGGAGUAGCAGAAAUUAACUUGGCCCUGGAGAAGGAUGAUGCCCAGCAGACCCUAAUGGCCUUGCAGUGUUCCAAGACUAGAUUAAAGGGAGUGCUUCCAGAGUGUUCCGAGGUCUAUCACAAGGAUCUAUGUGAAGCCAAGACACAAAAGACAACUGAAGAAGUAGAUGAGAGUUUGUGGCUGAAGAUAAGAGUGAAGGACAAAUAUGAUUAUUAUUAUAAUGUAGAAACAAAGGAAGGAUGCUGGGCUCAACCAGAAGGGAUUACUCCAAAGCAUUCAUGGCUUACCAGGGAGGAAAUACAGCUUGUUGUUGGAAAGAUUACAGCGGAUUACAACAGGGAGCAGCUUUGGAUGGCCAAUGAAAACCUGAUUAUUCUGUUACAAGCACAAAUAAGGGGUUAUCUUCUCAGAAAAGCAUUUAAUGAAAGGAAAGCCUACCUCCACAAACAGGAGCCCUCUGCAGUCAAACUCCAGGCAUGCUGGAAAGGAUAUAAACAAAGGAAAUCUUACACAGACAGGCUAAAAUUACUUCAAGCAAACAUUGUUGGAAUUGUCAAGAUCCAGUCUUGGUUCCGGAUGUUAAAAGCAAGAAAGGAAUUUCAGAAAAGACUGCAGUAUUUCACGGAUCAUGAAAAAGAAAUAAUCACAAUCCAAGCAUUUCUUAGAGCAAAUAAAGCAAGAGAAGAUUACAGAACAUUAAUCAGCUCUGAAGAACCUCCACUAAAUGUAGUACGUAAGUUUGUCUACCUUCUGGACCAAAGUGAUUUAGAUUUUCAUGAAGAACUAGAGGUAACAAGGUUAAGAGAGGAAGUCGUCACGAAAAUUCGAUCUAACCAACAGCUGGAAAAAGAUCUCAACCUCAUGGACAUUAAAAUUGGAUUAUUGGUGAAGAAUAGGAUUACACUGCAGGAUGUUGUGUCACACAGUAAAAAACUGAAUAAGAAGAGUAAAGGCCAAGUGGAAGAGAUGCUGACUGUGGAUAAACAAGGGAUAAAGGGCCUGAGUAAGGAGAAAAGGAAAAAGCUUGAGGCCUAUCAGCACUUGUUCUACCUCCUCCAGACAAACCCUACAUAUUUGGCCAAGCUGAUUUUCCAGAUGCCCCAGAACAAGUCAACCAAGUUUAUGGAUACAGUGAUCUUCACUCUCUAUAACUAUGCAUCCAACCAGCGGGAAGAGUAUCUACUUCUCAAACUCUUCGAAACAGCCCUACAGGAAGAAAUAAAGUCUAAAGUUGACCAAAUCCAAGAUAUAGUUACUGGAAACCCUACCGUGAUAAAAAUGGUGGUCAGCUUUAACCGUGGUGCUCGUGGACAGAACACACUACGCCAGCUCUUGGCACCUGUCGUAAAAGAGAUCAUCGAAGACAAAUCGCUCAUAAUUAACACCAGCCCCGUGGAGGUAUACAAGGCUUGGGUAAACCAACUGGAGAUGGCCACAGGAGAGGCAAGCAAGUUGCCAUAUGAUGUUACUACGGAGCAGGCCCUGUCUCACCCAGAAGUGGUCAGUAAGUUAGAAUCUUCUAUCCAAAGCCUCCGAGUAGUGACAGACAAAGUGCUGCAGUCCAUAUUCUCCUCCCUGGAUCUCAUCCCCUAUGGAAUGCGAUAUAUUGCCAAGGUUCUGAAGAACUCCCUGCAUGAAAAGUUCCCUGAUGCAACAGAGGAUGAACUAUUAAAGAUUGUUGGAAACCUCCUUUAUUACCGGUACAUGAACCCAGCCAUCGUUGCGCCAGAUGGAUUUGAUAUUAUAGAUAUAACGGCAGGAGGGCAGAUACAUUCAGAUCAGAGAAGGAAUCUCGGCUCAGUGGCUAAAGUUCUGCAACAUGCGGCUUCCAAUAAACUGUUUGAUGGAGAAAAUGCCCAUAUGUCUUCCAUGAACCCUUACCUCUCACAGACAUACCAGAAAUUCAGGAAGUUCUUCCAGUCGGCUUGUGAGGUUCCUGAACCAGAGGAGAAAUUUAAUAUUGAUGAGUUUUCGGACUUGGUGACCCUGAGCAAACCUGUCAUAUACAUCUCCAUUGAAGAAAUUAUCAACACGCAUUCACUUCUUCUAGAACAUCAGGAUGCCAUUUCUCCAGACCACAAUGACAUUUUGCACGAGCUGCUGGAGGCACUAGGAACCGUUCCUGAUGUGGAAUCCUUUCUGGGUGAGGGUGCUGUGGACUCCAAUGACCCCAACAAAGAAAACACACUCAGCCAGAUGGCGAAGACAGAAAUAUCCCUUUCUCUUACCAGUAAAUUUGGCUUACGGGAAGGUGAAGAUAAAGACAUGAAGAGUCUGAUGAUCAAGACGAAGAAGCUUAUAGUGGAUGUGAUCCGCACCCAGUCUGGAGAGACAAUAACAGAAAUACUGGAAACGCCGGCAUCUGUGCCACAGGAAAAUGAACACUUAAUGGUAAUAGAGAAACGGGCAGCUUUUGAUGCCAAAACGCCCGACAAAAUGAAACGAAGCCAUUCUGUGUUCGAAGAUGGGCAGCUGCCACUAGAGCAAAAGAAGAGGAAAAUCCUGCGAAACCUGCGGACAUUGGAGCAAGCUGGGCUCGUGACUGAAGAGUCAAAGUACCAGGAAAUUAUCAAUGAAAUUGCAAAGGAUAUCCGAAACCAAAGAAGAUAUCGCCAGUGCCGGAAAGCUGAGUUGGUAAAGCUACAGCAGACUCUCAAUGCACUAAACUCCAAGACAGCAUUCUAUCAGGAGCAGAUCAACUAUUACAACACUUAUAUCAAGACCUGUCUGGACAACUUAACUAGGAAGAAUUCCAGGCGCUCUAUUAAAUUUGAUGGAAAGGCAGAAGAAAAGGGUUCCAAGAAAACCAAACAAGCCACACUGAAGUACACCGCUGCCAGGCUACAUGAAAAAGGGGUCAUAUUGGAAAUUGAAGGACUUCAAACCAACCAGUUUAAAAAUGUUUUGUUUGACAUUACCCCUGGGGAUGAAGUUGGUGACUUUGAAGUCAAGGCAAAGUUUCUUGGUGUUGAGAUGGAGAAGGUCCAGCUUCACUUUCAGGACCUGCUGCAGAUGCAGUACGACGGAGUCGCCGUAAUGAAAAUGUUCGACAAGGCAAAAGUCAAUGUGAAUCUCCUCAUAUUUCUUCUCAACCGGAAAUUCUAUGGGAAAUAAAAUUCAGGUGGCGGGGUUGAAGUUGUCUCUUGGAUCAGAAUGGAUUUUCCUUUGUGUAACUUUUUAAAUUUAAUAUAUUAAUUUAGCUCAUAAGAUCUAUUUGAAUUAAAAGAUAUUUGAUAACCAAAAUCUUCAGUGAUUUCUACAACAGUGCCUUUAAUUUCUUCAGUGGCAAUGGGACCUCUCUCAGCUGCUGGUCCCGUUGGCAUUGAAGGCUUUGACCCCCUCUGAUGGACAGGUUGGCAGUGCCUGGCUGCUCGAGGCCCCUGGCAGCGCUGCUCAUGCCUCACAUCACUUGAUUUUAUUGUAGAGAAUCCAAUUUAAUUUAAUUGCUUUGCCAUUUUAGAGCUGUAUUUACUUGGAGUGAGAAUACACUAUGACACGGGAGAAGUUUUAAAGACAUUCCUAAUUUCCUCUAUGUUUUUUAAUCUUGGAAGGCAGAUUAAAAAAAUGUAAAUGUGUAGAAUAAGCCCCAUUGUCUGUACUAUUAAUGUCUUGCUCUGCACGGUGAUCAUUUUACUUGCAACAUUAUGUCAUAAAAUACUAUUUUUGCAAAGCAUCAGUGCUGGCAGCGGUGAACUAACUGUCAACUUUUUGCAACUUUACUGUUUUGUUUGUUUUCUUCUUUUUUUAUUGAGAAAUAAUUUAUAAAUGGAAAGAUAAUA
This is a messenger RNA of Xenopus tropicalis (tropical clawed frog), 5851 nucleotides long. RefSeq names its product IQ motif containing GTPase activating protein 2 (gene iqgap2). The transcript has 38 exons. Bases 201 to 5186 code for a protein of 1661 amino acids. Gene Ontology annotation, cellular component: plasma membrane bounded cell projection. The record is from RefSeq and is a predicted model, not a curated record. Lineage: Eukaryota; Metazoa; Chordata; Amphibia; Anura; Pipidae.